Molecule: messenger RNA, 443 nt
Organism: Mycena citricolor
Lineage: Eukaryota; Fungi; Basidiomycota; Agaricomycetes; Agaricales; Mycenaceae
Source: the annotation of a GenBank genome assembly
AUCCUCGCGGAGCAUACGUAGAAGCCGCGGACAUCAAGCACACCGCCAUAUCCUCGUCUGAUGUCCGUCGUCGGCUUGACCUUCCCAUUCCCUCCUUCUUCGGCUGCAGCGCCAACUCAGCGUCGCCCCUGCUCCGAAACGCGGACAGACCGACCUGGUGUCCCAAGCAGCACGACCGUGCCGUUAAUCCCGAACUGCUCAAACACCGCUUUGAUGGCGCACGCCACCGCAACGCCGGAGAUCGCGAUCAGGUUGUGCCCGCAGCCGUGGCCGAUGCCCUGAAUUCUGCACAUCGGCACCAGAGAGGUAUAGGUUGAGCAGAGCACUAACAGGCAAGGCGUCCAUCUGCAUCGCGUGUGUGAGUGGCGGCUUCAAGAACACGGAGGGAACCUCAUGCACCUCGGAAUUGACUCCCACAGUCCGCCCGCCCUUCCCGCUGGAGA